Messenger RNA from Selaginella moellendorffii, 2940 nucleotides. Its product is annotated as cation/H(+) antiporter 18. Lineage: Eukaryota; Viridiplantae; Streptophyta; Lycopodiopsida; Selaginellales; Selaginellaceae. Gene Ontology annotation, molecular function: antiporter activity. The transcript is spliced from 3 exons. Gene Ontology annotation, biological process: regulation of pH; proton transmembrane transport. The record is from RefSeq and is a predicted model, not a curated record. Gene Ontology annotation, cellular component: membrane; endomembrane system. The coding region runs from base 231 to 2858 and encodes 875 amino acids.
CGUUCUUCGCGAGCGCCUUUGCUCCGCACGAUGGGAUCGUCGGGACGGGCGAUCCCUUAGUUGACUUUGAUCUCUCCAGUUUUGCUGCUGUCGAUCGCCGGAAUGCCGGCUUUAUAAGCUGCCCUAUCGCUGCAAAAUAUCCGCGCUCUCGAUCGAUAUCGCAUCGCUCUUCCAUGGAUCCAUUCCUCUAGUAUUGGAUCACAGCAGCAGCGGCAGCGGCGGCGGCAGCUAUGGCGGCGAAUUCCAAUUCCACCUGCAAGCUCGCGUCGACGACCUCCCAUGGCAUCUGGCAGGGCGAUAAUCCCAUCGAGUUCUCGCUAUCGCUCCUCAUUGUCCAGAUUAUCCUCGUCCUCACUGUCACUCGCGUUCUUGGCCUCCUUCUCAAGCCACUGCGGCAACCUCGGGUCAUCGCGGAGAUUAUUGGUGGUGUGCUGCUGGGUCCAUCGGCACUGGGGCGAAACAGCGAUUACUUGGCGAAGAUCUUCACCAAGCAAAGCCUUUCGAUCCUCACCACCUUUGCAAACAUGGGGCUGAUGUUCUUCCUGUUCAUGGUCGGCCUGGAGCUCGAUCUGGCGUCUCUCAAGCGCACCGGCAAGCAGGCCGCCGCCAUCUCCAUCGCUGGGAUCUCUCUCCCGUUCGCGGCGGGCGUCGGGGUCUCGUUCGUGCUCCACAACACCGUCAACCCCGACACGAAGUUCAUCCCCUUCCUGGUUUUCAUGGGGGUGGCGCUCUCCAUCACGGCAUUCCCAGUGCUGGCACGCAUCCUCGCCGAGAGAAGGCUGCUCACCACCGACGUUGGAAAGAUGGCGAUCGCCGCCGCCGCUGCCAACGACGUGGUUGCAUGGAUCUUCCUCGCGCUGGCCGUGGCACUCUCCGGAACGGGACGGAGUCCGGCAGUGGCAGCAUGGAUUCUUCUCUGUGGAGUGGCGUUCGUCCUUGCGAUGUUCUUGUUCGUCAAGCCACUGAUGGCCUGGAUCGCUAGCCGCUCUCCGGCCGACCAGCCAGUCAAGGAGCUCUACGUUUGCAUCGCACUGGGGGGAGUGUUAGUGUCCGGCUUCGUCACGGACUUCAUCGGCAUACACGGCAUUUUUGGAGCUUUCGUGUUUGGGCUUAUCAUCCCUGAGGGACACUUUGCUCACGCACUCAUCGAGAAGAUCGAGGACUUCGUCAACAUUUUGAUGCUGCCCCUCUACUUCGCGGCCAGCGGCCUCCAGACCGACAUUGGCAGCAUCAGCGGAGCCCGCUCGUUUGGACUCUUGGUGCUCGUCAUCGUCACGGCUUGUGGCGGGAAGAUUUUGGGAACUCUGGCCGUGUCAAUGGCGUAUGGGGAGAACUUUCGCAAGGCGUUGACGCUGGGGUUCUUGAUGAACACGAAAGGUCUCGUGGAGCUUAUCGUGCUCAACAUCGGCAAGGAAAGAAAGGUGCUUAACGAGGAGAUGUUUGCGAUCAUGGUGAUUAUGGCGCUGUUCACGACUUUCAUCACGACACCGGUGGUGAUGGCACUCUACAAACCAGCCAGAGACCAGGUACCGUACAAGCGGAGGAAACUCAGCCGUCUCUCACCGAUGGACGAGCAAGGAAACAACCAGCUCAGGGUGCUGGCCUGCGUCCACGGCAUGAAGAACGUCCCGACAGUGAUGAACUUGAUCGAGUCGAUCCGGGGCAGCAACCGGAAGGAGCUCUUCCGGCUCUACAUCCUCCAGCUGGUGGAGCUCACGGAGCGAUCGUCGGCCAUCAUGAUGGUCCAGAGGGUCCGGCAAGACGGCCUCCCGGUGUCUCGAGCGGGGGGCUCCUCGUUCGCAGUUGUCAACGGGAUCGCGGUCGCGUUUGGAGCUUUCGCGCAGCUCAACAAGGUGACGCUGCGGUCUCUCACCGCGAUCACGGCGCUUCCAGACAUGCACGACGACAUCUGCACCACCGCGGCCAACAAGCGAGCAGCGCUCAUCAUCCUCCCGUUCCACAAGUACGCUCGCGCCGAUGGCCUCCUCGAAACCAUGCACCCGGGCUUCCAGAUUGUGAACCAGCGUGUUCUCGUCCACGCGCCGUGCUCGGUGGGGAUCCUCAUAGACCGAGGAGCUUCCGCACACCAGAUCUCCUCCAUGAACGUCAACCACAGCGUUGCGGUGUUCUUCUUCGGCGGUCCAGAUGACCGGGAGGCUCUAGCGGUGGGAAUGCGAAUGGCCGAGCAUCCAGGGAUCAAGCUCUCGGUGGUGAAGUUCCUGGUGGAUCAUCAGCAGCACCAGCAGCAAGAACAGCAGCAGCAGCAGCACGUCGUCUCGAUCGACGCUGCCGGCGGCGGCCUCCACGAUCAGCACCACCUUGGUCACAGCGGCAGGCGUUCAUCCGACUUUGCGUCCAUGAUUCCAAGGCUUACCUCGGUCGACACGGGCUACCAUAUCGCGCCAGGAACCAUCGCCAAGGAGGAGAGCGUUCUCGACGAACAGGCAUUGGCGGGGCUCAGGGAAGUCCUGGAAGAACAGAAGGACAAGGAGGAGCGUUGGAUCUUUGUGGAGGAGGUGAACGUGGACGGCGAUCCCAUCCACGCGGUGAUGGGCGUGGCCAGGAAGAACGAGCACGGGCUCCUGAUCGUGGGGAGAGGUCGCCGGCCCAUCCCGGGGAUGGCGUCACUUUCGCGGCGGCAGGCCACGUAUGCGGAGCUGGGCCCAGUUGGCGAUGCGCUGGCAGUCGCGAAUGAAGACGUGGACGAUCGCCACCAUCACCGCGACAGGCAACAGCAGGCCGUGGUUAAGGCGUCGGUGUUGGUGGUCCAGCAGUAUGAUCCGGUGCUCGUGCCUGGUAACCAUGCCGACGUGGGGACGGCGCCCACGGCCAAGGUCUCGGAGGGAACCAGCCCAUGAAAAUAGAUAAGGAAGCCCUUCUUGAUAAUAACGAAAAAAGGAAUACUUGCUGUAUAUAGAUUUAAAACUUGAUGUAUAUACU